GAGAAAUGCGUUUGACACGCAGGAAUCUGUCGUAAACUACGUCCUGGGCUCUGUAUUCCGGCGUGAAAGUAGAGAAUACUAUUCUGAGCGCUUCAGAUGAUCGCAUAGGAUAUCUUCUCUACCGCAACCGAGCUAAUGUUAGCAGCUGCGAGCGGAACACUCGGCAUCUGACGGAGGCCAUGCUAUUAUGCCGUGCGAAAAUGCACCUAAAUAAUCGGAUGACAGCGCUCGGAUCCGUCGAAGGAAAACUUUUGGGCUCGGUUUACGCGGCGGGCUUGCAUUAAAGCAGGUCGUGAGGCCAUGGUGCUAUCACGCACGCAGCCGAACCGCAUCGACUGAACGCCGCUCAGACUGCGUCGCUUCUCGGGCGAGGUGUGUAUGGGUUCUGUGUACUCGAGGUCCCCGCUCCCGCAGAGGGAGACCUGACUCUACAGGCCAUAUAUUUGCCUACGACUGUCGUUUCAUGUAUGGAUGGACGCGUGCAUGUUUUGACAGUAUCCUGCGUGCAUCGUUGCAGUCGGCACAGCGCAUCCCAAGGAGGGGCUGUUACUCUAACAAACACACAUUGGCUCCGUCGAAGCCUUUAAUUUGAGUCCCUAAGAACAUUACGUAGGGCUUGCAGCGUACGCUACGUCUUUUCGAAGGAGAAAAAAUAUCGGAUGACAUUGCAGUCUCUCCCCUCGGAGAGAUAUAACGUAAGCCUCGCUCGGUUAUUAACAAGGGAAGGUGGAGCACUGUCCGUCGUACGUGCUGACGCAGUGGGAUUUCUACGCGUGGUCUGCGUUUCGGCCCGCCCUUCCCGCGGUGACGGUGAUGGGUCGGAAGCGGUGUGUCGGUGCAGAUUGUUCGAAGAUGGCGGCAGGGUGCUGCGGGGUGAAGAAGCAGAAGUUGUCGGGAUCCCCCGGUGCGGGGAGCGGAGUAGCCGGGACCGGACAUUGUGGAUCGGAAUUGGGGAUCGGAUCGUCGUCGAGUGUUGUGGCCGGGAACGUGACUCGGAUGAACGGCCUGGGGGGUCCGGGGAGCAGCAGCAGCACCAAUGCUCUAUCCCCAACUCCAGGAGGAUACACCUCCACCGGCCUCUCCCCGACCCUCAGCCCCGGCUCCGGAGCCAGGAAAAUGGUCGUUUCGGCGGAGAUGUGUUGCUUUUGCUUCGACGUGCUUUAUUGCCAUCUCUACGGAUACCAGCCUCCUCGAACACCCAGGUUUACAAACGACCCCUACCCACUGUUUGUCACUUGGAAAAUCGGCCGGGACAAGCGGUUAAGGGGUUGUAUAGGUACAUUUUCUGCCAUGAACCUGCACUCAGGACUCAGGGAGUACACGCUUACCAGUGCCCUUAAAGACAGUCGCUUUCCCCCCAUGACGAGGGACGAGCUGCCGCGCCUCUUCUGCUCAGUGUCUCUGCUCACAAACUUCGAGGAUGUUGGUGAUUAUCUAGACUGGGAGGUGGGUGUUCAUGGCAUUAGGAUAGAAUUUUUUAAUGAAAAAGGAUCAAAGCGCACCGCCACCUACCUGCCAGAGGUUGCGAAGGAGCAAGGAUGGGACCACAUUCAGACUAUAGAUUCCUUACUUCGAAAGGGAGGUUACAAAGCUCCCAUCACAAAUGACUUCAGGAAGACUAUUAAAUUGACCAGGUACCGUAGUGAAAAGAUGACCAUGAGCUACGCAGAAUACAUCGCCCACCGCCAGCAUCAUCACUACCAGAAUGGCAUCGGGCACCCUCUCCCUCCGUACAACCAUUAUUCCUGACAGCGAGCCGCAUGACCAGCCACUGGACCUCUCGGCGGACAUCUUUCCGGGAGAGCCCGCCCCCUCAUGGUCUAGCUAUCUGUACUACUGUACCAUUUUAUGAUGAUAGUUUCCGUUGCCAUGUCCUCAGUCCGUUGGAGGCAUGGCAGCGGGUGGCAAAUAAGCAUUAGGUGAUUAUAAAGCGAAAAAAUACAAUUCAUUUAUUUUGUCAUUUUUAUUCUUUAUAUUAAUUUAGUUUUUGCAGCAUAUAUAUAUAUAUAUAUAUAUAAAUAAAUAUACCAACCCCUUUCCUUUUUAAGCAAAUAAACAAGUUUUUUUUGUUGUUGUUAUAACAAAUUUCCUAAAAUCAGGUUUCUCAGUCUGUGGAUGGAAAUAAGUCAUAUUAAAUGAUGGGCAAGUUUUGAAGAUGCUUCUUAUGUACGCUCAGCUUUAGUUACUUUUGUGGCAAUUUUUCUUUUGUUUCAUUUUAGUUUGACUUUAUCAUAUAGGCAAC
Molecule: messenger RNA, 2242 nt
Organism: Carassius carassius (crucian carp)
Lineage: Eukaryota; Metazoa; Chordata; Actinopteri; Cypriniformes; Cyprinidae
Product: nuclear protein AMMECR1-like
Exons: 6
Coding region: 814-1749 (311 amino acids)
Source: RefSeq, a predicted model, not a curated record